Trichoderma virens Gv29-8 is the source of this 1296-nucleotide messenger RNA. RefSeq lists its product as uncharacterized. The transcript has 2 exons. The record is from RefSeq and is a predicted model, not a curated record. NCBI's taxonomy places the organism in Eukaryota, Fungi, Ascomycota, Sordariomycetes, Hypocreales, Hypocreaceae. The annotation marks the transcript as partial.
AUGGAGGCAUUCGAUGGACUUGUCAAGUUCUAUCCAGAGUAUGCCCUCCACCUCCGCAACGAAUCAUUCUUAACAGGCCAUCCAUUAGACAGGUUUCCAACAACGGAAAAUAUCUUGAAAGGCACCUUAAUAGACUCGAAUGAUGGAUCAGGAAUCUUACCAUAUCCCUCCAUUCUUAACCUAUACGGGAAUGGCUGCAGGAGCUAUCCCACCAAUGAAAUCAACUGUACCGCCGUCUGUGCAGAUGAAAGGGACCUGUUUGUAGACUGGCAGACUCAAUGGAACUGCCUAACUCUAUCAAAUAUGGCGAUAAAUAAGCCAUAUCCCCACAAUUACAAUAACUCGAAUAACGCUGGCGAUACCGCGAGGAUCCUGAAUCAACUGGGCGUCACCAACUUGACAGCUUUUGACAGCAUCGGUGUUCUCAAAAGGUAUAUUGCUUGUGCAAACGAAACCUGGUUUCCUUCUUGGGAUUCUUACCUUCCCGAAUGGGAAGCUCUCGUUGAAACAUCCCAGCAUUUGAACCUCCAUGAAUUGGGAGUGGCCUUCUCUCAUAUUUGUGACGAGGGGAUAUUUCAAAUUAGCUCUGAUAUUGCUGGACCAGGGAUCCUAUGCUCAUACAUGAUGUCCUUUGCUAUCGUCUUAUAUGCUUGGAUGUGUUUCCGUAUUCUGCAUAUCGCAAGUAGUAUCGAUUGGUUUGCGAGAUUGACUAGGUAUCAAGGCAAGAUUUACUCCUUCAUAACCUUCCAUCGCUCUCGUUUGGCAACGCGUAUCGACUACUCAACCUGUACUUUAAUAGCCGAGAUGCAGGAAGCCCAGUGCUUUUUCUCGUUUGCCGUUCAAGUCGGCCUCAUGACCAUUAAUAUCCAUGGCCCGGAUGGCCUCGGAUCAUCAUUAUGGCGCGAUUUUAUACUUAACCGUUCUCUUAUGAAAGCGCUUACGAAUAUUGCUACUUUCCCAAUUUUGUUGAACCAGAUUCUCCUCUAUAAAUUGCACCUGGACUCUUUCUACUCCUUGUCGUUAUGCACUGUGGUAAUGGCCAUGUCAUAUGCGACCUAUGCAGUCUCUUUCAUAAGGGGAAUCAGCCCGAGUACGAUGUACCUCACGAGCAUGACCAUAGAAUAUGGAGCUUGCGGUUCUGGUCCCGAUUUAAGAUCCCUUUGCUCUUUCGGUCAAAUAGAAGAUACAGGAUUGCACCACUCUAGAGCCCUUAUGGAUAUGUGCCUCGCGACUUUGAUCAUUAUUUGGGCCCGGAAAUUAUGGAGAGAAUUUGCAGGUACCCUAUGGCUGAGGAAU